Aspergillus calidoustus is the source of this 408-nucleotide messenger RNA. NCBI's taxonomy places the organism in Eukaryota, Fungi, Ascomycota, Eurotiomycetes, Eurotiales, Aspergillaceae. The record is from the annotation of a GenBank genome assembly.
AUGGCUCCCACUUCAUCAAUGGUCGGCCUCAAAGGUCCCGGCUACAGCGUCACUUCGACAGGCCACCUAAAACACACAGCAUCAGGCUUUAUCCUCGAAGAAGUUCCCAUCGGAAUCUUCGUCCAGGUCACGCCCCCCAACCCGGCAGCUGCAUCCGGCUAUGCUCUAACACUCGCAGACUUCAAGGGCCAUUGGCGCAUCAGCCAGACGAACACCCCGGCAGUUGGGGACACGGCGCAUGGGCAUUGGUUGAAGGAUGAUAUUAUCUAUUGGGUCAAGGGGCGUGUUACGGAUAUCCAUCGGGAUAAGACGUUUCAUAUCGUUACCGGUGAGGAUAUGGCCACGGCUGAGACGUAUUGGGGGAGGGAUGAGGAGAAUGGGACCAAGCCUGCUCUUGGGUUUCGGUAG